Messenger RNA from Pantherophis guttatus, 4129 nucleotides. The record is from RefSeq and is a predicted model, not a curated record. NCBI's taxonomy places the organism in Eukaryota, Metazoa, Chordata, Lepidosauria, Squamata, Colubridae.
CGCCCCCCGACCCACCGCAUCUAGUUCGGCGAAGGGGCUGCCGCAGCUCCCUCGCUCGUAUCUCCACCGCCCCCUUCGCCCCUCCUCCAUCCCUUCUUUCUGCGGGCGCCCUCUAGUGAUCUGACUUCAGCUUCCACCACCAGCUUCCUCGGCCAGCCGGCAAGGGAGGCAACAGUCGCGGAGCACAACCAGCCGAUUGUCCUUCGCCCAGAGUCGGCUUCUCCAGCGUCUGUCUUCUGCAGCUGGCCACCUAACUGAAGAGACUGGCAAUAGCAGGGAUCUAAUUUGCAGGCAACCAAUUUCAUGGAGGAUUUAGAAAAUAAUGAAGAACCCCCCAGAACUCAGUUGGAGAUCUGGCAUCUCGUUUAGACAUUGUAAAGCCAGCCAGACACACUGAAAACUUCUCACAAUCACUUUUGAUCUCAGCAGCUGGUUCCAUCCAGCAUCUUGCGAAGGGCACAGUUGUCCACCACCACCACAACAAAUUGCAACUUGUGGACUUAGCGGUGCCCUGGAUGGCAGAUCCAGUGUCCUACUUCCAGCUUGCAGCCUCUCACAUAUGGACUCAGUUCAUCAGAAACUUUGGAUUGCUUUCUUGCUCCUCUGCUGCCUGGCAUUGACUGGGUCAGUUGGCAUCCUGGAUCCAGCAAUCCCGAAGCAACUUGACAGCCAUCAACUGAGCCAGUUUGUUCACCAGCUCCACCACUUAUGUGCUUCCUCUCCACCCUUGCCUGCCUGUUCCACCAUCCAAGAACAACAUCUGGGAUGUUAGGCUGAAAGACCAUCACAGACCUAAGCAUACUGAGAGUCCCUUUUUAGCCAAUUAAAUCCGGAUCUACACUUAAACUUUGGUCUGCCUCUGAUCAGCCAAGCUAAGGUAACUCCCAGGCAUCAUGUCAGGAGAUUAUGAUGAGGAUAGGCAUCGCAAGGCAAUGGAGCUCCUUCAUGUGCUGUGUUCCAACACAUGUGCUGCCCAGGAACGUGAAAAGUGUCAGGAACUGACAGGGCAUGUGGGUCCCAUCAACACAGAGAUCCUGGUUAGUCUUCUGUCAGUGAUUGUGACUUUCUGUGGGAUUGUGCUGCUGGGCGUCUCCCUUUUCGUCUCUUGGAAACUAUGUUGGAUCCCCUGGCGAGACAAAGGAUCCUCAUCACAAACUCAGCGCAAGGAGCAUCCCCUCCAUGCUCAUCUCCACCACUCGCCUUUUGGGGAUCUCCUGGCUGAGCGGGUAGAACUGGGUCCUGAAAUGCCUGAGAGAUCAUACCUCGAUAUGGAUUCCUAUCCUGAGGCCAACCUCAAGGUUAGCCAAACCUCCCCUGACCUCCCCGUGGAAAGUCAGACCGGUACCAAGGAAGGCAGCAUUCCCAAUGCUCACUCCCACCAGCAAGUAGCAAGCUUGGCACCCACUCCCAGGUACAAUACACUGCCACGUCCUGUGACCCAGCAAUUGAGCAGCCCAGACACUGGAGUCCAUGGUGGAGAAGACAAGGUGGAACAAGUGACCAGCAUUGGGCAGAUAAAACCUGAACUGUAUAAACAGCGGUCAGGUGAGGCAGACUCUAAGAAAGGGGAGGCUCCAAGCUGUGGACAAUUGAGUUUUGCCCUCCGUUACGCCUAUGGCACGGAGCAGCUGGUGGUCAGGAUACUCCGGGCUUUGGACCUACCUGCCAAAGAUGCGAAUGGUUUCUCUGACCCCUAUGUGAAAAUGUACCUUCUGCCUGACCGUAAAAAGAAAUUCCAGACAAAGGUGCAUCGCAAAACCCUCAAUCCUAUUUUCAAUGAGACCUUUAACUUCAACGUCCCCUUUGCUGAACUGCCCUCGCGUAAGCUUCAUUUUAGUGUCUAUGAUUUUGACCGCUUCUCCCGUCAUGAUAUGAUUGGCCAAGUCGUCCUGGACAACCUGCUGGAGAUUGCUGAGCGGGACAAUGAUGCUCCCCUCUGGCGGGACAUCAUGGAAGCCAGUUCGGAAAAAGCAGACCUUGGGGAGCUGAAUUUUUCCCUCUGUUAUCUGCCCACCGCUGGUCGUCUCACGGUUACCAUCAUUAAGGCUACCAACCUCAAAGCCAUGGACCUGACUGGAUUUUCUGAUCCCUAUGUCAAAGCAUCCCUCAUGUGUGAAGGGAGGCGCUUGAAGAAGCGUAAGACUUCCAUCAAGAAAAACACUUUGAACCCCAGUUACAAUGAGGCUCUUGUCUUUGACAUUCCCCAGGACAGCAUGGAGCAUGUCAGCAUUACCUUGGCAGUCAUGGAUUAUGAUUGCAUUGGGCAUAAUGAAGUCAUUGGCAUGUGUCGAGUGGGCAAUGAUGCUGAUUCGCCUGGGAGAGAUCAUUGGGCUGAGAUGCUGGCAAAUCCACGUAAGCCCAUUGAACAUUGGCACCAGCUAGUAGAGGAGAAGACUUUGAACAGCUAUAUCAACAAGAAUCCUCCAGCUCGAGAUAAACCUAGCAUCAUAGUAGAAAGCGUUCAUUCAGACUAAAGCAACCACCAGCAGCCCUUUGCCACCAGGGACUGGUUCCAGCAAUGUGCUCUCAGAACUUUCUGGAGUGUUAACGUUUCCUCAGAUCCAUCUGAGAGGAAGUGCCAAUAGGAGAUCAUCUGAGGGAAGGACUGCAAGUUCCUGCUUCCCUCAAUCCCCAUCUUCCCCAGAAAGUUUGCUGCCUGAUGCAUUUUUCUUUUCAAAAGCCAUAAGGGCAGCCAUCAAAGAGCAUUUUUCUUGUGGGAGGGAUAUAUUGUAUCUGGAAUAAAUAAAUAAAAAAGACCCCUCCCCCUAGUUUAUCUAAAUGGGGGUGGGAUCUUUUUUGACAUGCAUGCUAUUGGAGUCUUUGUUAUGGAAAGAGUCAAAAUGGUAAACUAGAAAUAUUAUCUAUUCUUUGUUUUUCAAAAUUGCUCAUUGGACAGGAAUUCACGAGGUUCUCCCUUUCCCCAUGGAGCUAUAUAGUAGAGUUCUUCAGACUGUUAUAGUUACAGUCUUUUUCAGGAGGCAUAAUAGGGGACAGGCAUGGCAGAUAACCAUUCUUCCUUCUACAUUCUAUCCUGUGUACGGGCUUCAAAUCUUCUCACGGCUGUGACUUUAGAGCCAGGUGACUGUUAACCCUUCCUCUCUUUCUUGUUUUCUUUUCACAACAGAUCUUUUGAAGGCAUGAAGGAAUGUCUUUGUGGGUGCUUGGUCUCAUAGGGGUGGGGGCAGAGUUUCUGCAUAGUACCAGAAAGCAUGCAGCACCCAUUACCUCAGUCUUCAUGAACCUCCAGCCCAAGAAUAGGAGGGAGGGAGAAGAAAAUUGGCAUUCUUUCCUCAUCACCCAACCUUGAUAGACAACUGUGUAAGUGACCCAGGAGGACUCCCUCUGGACAUCUCAGCCAAUUUGCCCUGCUAUGCCUUCUGCAUCAAGGACCACCAUGGAAUUAUCUUCCUACAGAUUAACAUCAGGCCUGUGACAUCAAAGUGGCUCCAUAAUGGACUAAAUUAAGGCCUACUUUCUAACCUGGAAUUAGAUUUGGGCUCAGUUUAACUCAGAAUAUCAACAGCCAGUUCUGGACUCUUUCAUAUGUAUGUGUAAAUGUUUGGGGGUGAGAUAAUAGUGUGACUCCUUUCCUAAGUCUCAUUAAGUUUGCUGCUUCUGGCUUUUGCAUGGUCACCCUCCACUCAAUUUGAGUGCGUGAGUGCUUCCCAGAUUUAAGCUAGGACAGCCUCUUGGUCAGAGAAUCAAGACGUUCUGGUUCUUGCCACUCAAGUCUCCACUGUGUUAUUUCCUUAUGUACCCCCCACCUCAUUUGUUUUUAAAUUUGGAAUGUCUUUUUCUUGUUCUCCCCCUAAGGUGCAUCCAUUUGUCAUUUUGUCUUGGUCUCUGAAGCUCAGUCCUGUUUAUGGUUGUUUUUUUGUUUUUGUUUUUUUGUUCUAAUUGUGUGAAAUAAAGGGAGGGGGGAGGGAUAAAACAGGAGAAUUAGCCCUGCUUCCUAAACUUCUGUUGCCCUUUUUUUGGAAAAGCCAUAUACUCUCCCAAUUGCUUGGCUAUAGAUUUCUGGCAUUAAUGGGAGAGGGAGGGGGCCAGACGGUGAUCUCUCUUCACAAUAGUUUGGAACUUGAAGUUGCUGCUAAAACCGUGACAUCAAUAAAACUGGAAGAAAAACAUA